UGGGCAGCAGGGUGAGGUUGGCUGUAAGCAGGUGCACUUUGCUGUCAGGGCCUCACGGGUGUCAGUGCCCACUCUCUGGUCCAGGCGACCCUCACAGCAGCCCUUUGUACAGACGAGAAGGGGGGCUGCCUUUUGGGCCUGCGUCCAUCUCCUCUGGCCUGAGGCUCUGGGCUAGGUGCUGGCUGGUGUCCCCACAGCCAGCCACUUGACAGGGGCCAGCCCGCAGCCCUCCGUCCCCACUCCGUCCCCAUGCUUCUAGCCCCUGGUCUUGCUCUUUUAUUCCUAUGUGUGCAGUUUUGUUAAAUCCAGGGUUGUUAGGGGUGUGUGUGUGUGUGUGUGUGUUUCUCAAUAAAAUAUCAGGGACAUCUUCCUCUGUUAAUACAGAUAUCUAGAACCUUUGUUAAAAGUUGGGACAUAAUCCACAUUCUCUCUGAUCCAUCCUUUAAAAGUGUCCUAUUUGGUGGUUUUCAGUACAUUCACAAAGUUGUGCAGCCAUCACCACUACAUAGUUCUAGAACAUUCCAUUACCCAAAAUGAGGCCUAUGCCUGUUAGCUUUGCCCCCCCCCCCCCCCGCCUCCCCCAGCCUCUGGGAUCUACUAACGCACUUUUUGUCUUGUUCUUUUGUGUUUUCUUAACACCUUUUUUGAGAUUAGGAUCUACACCUCAUAGAUCGCCCAUUUAAAAUGCACGACUGAAUAGUUUUCACACAUGGGUACAGCGACCUCCACAGUCGGUUUUAGAACAUUCUCCAAGAGAGCCCCAGACCCCCCAGCUGCCAGUGCCCAAUGCCGCCACGUGCCAGUUCUAAGCAGCCACUUCUCUGUGCCCCGUGUCUACUUCCUGUUCUCAUGUAGCAAGCGCAGGUGACUGGAGGCCCAGAGAUGCUGGCGAGUGUUUCGCGGGGUCCCCUCCUUCCUCUGUGUGGCUGUAUUUGACCCAGGUUCCUUCCCACGGCCCUGGGCACCAUAGGCUCUGGUCGCAUCAACCAGCACAGCGUCCUAGAAAAGAAAAUCUUCCCGGAGAGUCCCCAGCAGCCUUGGGACCCCAGGCCGCCAGGAGCUCUCCGUGCUGGGCGCCUGGGCCCGGCACACGUGGCCAGGCCCAGGGGAACAGCACGGUCUGCAGCCGCAGCCCUGCCUGUGCGGAGCUCCUGGUGGGGGUUCCCAGAGCGCAGCUGGCCACACGCUGGGGUCCUGGCGUCCUAGGAGGGGCUUCCUUCUGGCCGUACCAGGUCCCACGACCCUCCAUUGUCCCUAGCAGAGUGGUGGGGGCGGGGAGCAGACAGGCAGUUGCUUGAAUUAGGGGCUCAUCCUAGAGCCUCUUCAGGGGAGAUGAACAAAAUAAACCCUCCCCGAUCUCAGACUGAUGAGCUGUUACGGAGAGUGACUGCUCAUCGCGUUGGCAGCAGUGAUGUGCUUGGAGAGGCACCAGGCCUGCUGGGUACCACACAAGUGCUGCUUCUGGCAGCUCGAGGGAGAGGCAAGCCGCAGACCGCACAGCCUACCCGCUUAAAGUGUGCAAGCCGAUAGAUUGUGGUAUGUCACAGUCAUGCGGCCAUCACCACGGCCAACUUUAAAACGUUCCAUUGCCCCCAAGAGGAGCCCCGGCCCUCAUGAGCCCCCUUCCCGUCCGUGGAUGAGCCCGUUCUGGGCGCUUCACGCACGCGGGCUCACACCCCACGUGGCCUCUCGUGUCUGGUUCCCUCCCUGAGCGUCGUGCGUUCGGGGCACCGGGUGUGGGCGCCUCGCUCCUGCUGGUGGCCAAGGGACGUUACUGUGCACAGUGGACACAUGAUGUUUGUUCAUUGACGGAGAGUUGGGCUGUUUUCACUUCGUGCCUGCUACGAACCCCGCUGCUCCGAACACCUCCGGGUGGCAGUUUUGCGUGGACGUGUAUUUGCCCAGCCUGAGGUAGAUGUUGAGCGUGGGGCUGCCGUCCGGUCGUUGGAGGAGCUGCCUGAGUUGUCCACAGCGGCCACGCCAGUCGGCGAUCCCAGCUGUCGUCCCUAACGCCUCCGGGCCCCGUGCGGGUCCUUUGUAGCUCCUUGGCACUGCAGCCCUGUGCUCCGUGUCCGUAGCUUCCCAGACAGGCGGGUGGCCCCCGGUCCAUCCACAAGCCCCAGUGGGAAGAAGUUCCGGAGCAAGCCGCAGCUGGCCCGCUACCUGGGCGGCUCCAUGGACCUGAGCACCUUUGACUUCCGAACGGGCAAGCUGCUGAUGAGCAAGGCAAGCCGGAGCCGGCAGAGGGUCCGCUACGACUCCUCCAGCCAGGUCAAGGGCAAGCCCGACCUGAACACAGCCCUCCCCGUCAGGCAGACGGCUUCCAUUUUCAAGCAGCCGGUGACCAAGAUCACCAACCACCCCAGCAACAAAGUGAAGAGUGACCCCCAGAAGGCCGUGGAGCAGCCUCGACAGCUCUUCUGGGAGAAGAAGCUGAGUGGCCUGAACGCCUUCGACAUCGCCGAGGAGCUCGUGAAAACCAUGGACCUCCCCAAAGGCCUGCAGGGCGUGGGACCCGGCUGCACGGACGAGACCCUGCUGUCGGCCAUCGCCAGCGCCCUGCACACCAGCACCAUGCCCAUCACUGGGCAGCUCUCGGCCGCCGUGGAGAAGAACCCCGGGGUGUGGCUGAACACGGCCCAGCCUCUCUGCAAGGCCUUCAUGGUGACCGACGAGGACAUCAGGAAGCAGGAAGAGCUGGUACAGCAGGUGCGCAAGCGGCUGGAGGAGGCGCUGAUGGCCGACAUGUUGGCGCACGUGGAGGAGCUGGCCCGGGACGGCGAGGCUCCGCUGGACAAGACGGGCGCCGACGAGGACGAGGACGAGGACGACGAGGACGACGAGGAGGAGCCCGACCAGGACCAGGAAACGGAGCACGUGUAGAGCAGGUCGCUGGCCAGGCGGGUCCCGGUCCACAGCUCGCGCGCGGGCAGGGCCUGCAGGGGUGAGGGACGUGCCCCACGCGGGGCGGCGGCUGUGCCGGCGUCCCCGGAGGGCAGCUCCCCGCCAGGGCGCCGAUGGCGCCCUCUCCCCGUCCUUGCGGAGGCCCUGCCCGCGGGGAGCCGCCUGCCGACCCCGCCGUCUCCACGCUUGGACCGGGCUCUGUGGCCGGGCCCGGCCCGGGGGGAAGGGGGCCCCUCCUAGGUCUUCCCAGGCAUGUCCCCUCCCCGGGGGCACGGCUGGAGGACCGCCCCUGCCCGGCGGGCUGCCGCGCUUGCUCCUCUCCAGAGGACGUGAGACCCGAAGUGCCAGCCGCUCCCAGGCCCUGCCCGCGGGAGGCCCCCGCUUGGAGCCGUCGCUGUCAUUCCGCGGUGGACUCGGGGCCGGCCUCGUCCCCACAGCUGCCUCACACAGGACAGCUGCCCCCAGGCGGCCUGCGAGGGUGCGCGAGGGGCCAGAGAAACGUUUAUUUGGAACAGGCUUGGCCCCCGAUCCCUGCACGAGGGAUGAUGGUCCAGGGCCAGCACACCGGCCUUUCCGGAAAGGGGUGCGGGAUGGCUCCCCAGCCACGAUGGCCCGGGGUUCCUCCGGAGGCAGUGGGGCCACCCAGACGUUUUCCUUCAGUAAACCCGGGACACGGAUGAGGCGGGACGUCCGCGUAACGGCCCGAGCCUUGUGUUGGCCGCACGUGGACGUGAACUCUGUGGACACCUGCCCUGCCGGAGGCUCAGCCACCGCAGAAAGAAACUGCUCACGGCCAACUGCCUCCCUGUCUCCUCCCUCCCCCGUGCAGCAGGGACAGUGACUCCCGGCUCUCGGGGCCAAAGCUUUCCCGAGUUCCCACCCUGGGGCGUGUUUUCCGGCCCAGCAUCCCUGAGCGCCCGGUGCCCCGAGCAGCAGCCUCCGGGGAGCCCUGGACACAGGGCAUCAGAAUUGUGGUCCUUAAUCCCCGUCCCCUCCAACCCUGAGUGCCUUGGGUGAGGGGAGCCACCCUGUCCCUGCCCGGCCCUGCCCCACAGCCUGAGACUGUUGGGAAGGCCCCGGGUCGCUGCCCCGUGCGGCUGUCACCCUGGCUGAUGCAGGGGGUGGGGGAGGUGGGAGCCACCUGCGCCUCCGAGGAUGUCAGACCGGCAGCAUCUCUCAAGCCCAGUCAAAGCACAAACCCUCGAGACCCACCCACGGGGUGCCCCGCAUGGGCUGUGGUGCCGAUGCCGGCUGGGGGGGGGGGGGUGGUGGGGGGAAGGCCCCUCCGCGAGGCCGCGGGCCAUCCUGCCCUUCCCGGGGGGCCACGGCCACUGAGAGGGAGCUACGUCCGGGGCUGGCCCCUGUGCGGGCCUGAGUGCGGGGGCCCGGGAGGCACCCUGUCGGUGGGCAACCGUUGAAUAAAGCCAUCUCGGUGAG
Molecule: messenger RNA, 4341 nt
Organism: Prionailurus viverrinus (fishing cat)
Lineage: Eukaryota; Metazoa; Chordata; Mammalia; Carnivora; Felidae
Gene: MBD3
Product: methyl-CpG binding domain protein 3
Exons: 6
Coding region: 2176-2883 (235 amino acids)
Molecular function (GO): DNA binding
Source: RefSeq, a predicted model, not a curated record